GCUGAUGUUGCCCACUCCUACCACACUCUGCUGGAUCAUGGAGUGAAAAAGGAGAAUAUAAUCGUCAUGAUGUACGACGACAUCGCCAAUCACCCAGCGGCUGUCGUCCCAGAAUGUUACAGAUUCAUACUGUUACGGAUGGGCCGUCUAGCUUCCCUAAACCCUUACAAGGGACAGCUCUUCAACUCACCUUACGGUCCAGAUGUCUAUCAAGGAUUGAACAUUGACUACAGG
Cooperia oncophora is the source of this 234-nucleotide messenger RNA. The record is from the annotation of a GenBank genome assembly. Lineage: Eukaryota; Metazoa; Nematoda; Chromadorea; Rhabditida; Trichostrongylidae.